Cyphellophora europaea CBS 101466 is the source of this 4677-nucleotide messenger RNA. RefSeq lists its product as uncharacterized. The record is from RefSeq and is a predicted model, not a curated record. The transcript has a single exon. Gene Ontology annotation, molecular function: protein binding. NCBI's taxonomy places the organism in Eukaryota, Fungi, Ascomycota, Eurotiomycetes, Chaetothyriales, Cyphellophoraceae. The coding region runs from base 1 to 4677 and encodes 1558 amino acids.
AUGGACAGCCAAAUCCGAUCUCCAGUGCUCAUGCAGCACAUGUCUCCGCCUCACAUCCUCACAAGUUCGGAGACCAGCCUUGUUCGAUCUAUGCCAGCGUCCCCGUCCGAGGAGUCUCCUCCGCCUGCAGAUAUCCUCAUGGCAGCAACAGUACAUGAGCCCGUGCUAAUGCCUUCACUGACGGCAGAGGCCCGUGCGGCUGAAGCAGCCCCAGAAUCGCUGGAAGGACAACCACAGGCCGAGAACGAUUUGAGACCUACAGAUGUUACACACAAUACAGAAAUAACUCCUGAAGGCAGGCCACAAGCUAUUGAAGAGCAAUCUCCAGAGUUAACCGACCAACCUCAGCAACCAGUGCCACAAGAGGAAGAAGACUCUCGGGUGGCAGAUUCCCCAUCAGCCGAGCAACCCACAGAACCCUCACCCCCCCAAUUGUCAGAAUCGACUAGUGAAGAGUCCCCUUCUCCGACCCCCAAUCACCCCGAACAACCUUCAGAGCCUGCCGAGGAUGGCGCUGCGCCUGCUCCGAGCCCGCAGGAAACAAGCCCAGAAGAGUCCGAAACAGCAGCUCCUCCGCCACAACCUGAGGUGCCAGAAUGGGUAACAUGGGAAGACGAUCUCUCUACACCAACAGAGGAAGAGCUGGAAGCAGUCAAAGAUUCUGAAGCCGAGAAUGACGCUACAAAUGUGGCUGCAUACGAGAAACACAUGUUUCCAGACCAUGACGAUCCCGAUCAGAGACCAUACAAGAAAGUUCGGCUGAGCUGGAUCAUCAAAGGUGUGCGAGGCACAAGAGAGCGGCCCAAUAUGGCUCGUACCAUGAACUCUCCAGCUGCGUGCAUCGACGGGCUUUACUGGACGAUUAAAUUCUUUCCAAGAGGAAACAAGUGCUCUUCGCUCAGCGCAUAUAUUCAGUGCAGCAAGGAUAAACCAGAGCCAGACAAGGAGGUAGUCGAAAGCACAUUCGCCUACUUCGAAGGUCCUCCAGAUGCUGAUUUGGGUAGGACUGCUGAGCCUACAAGCCGUAUCAAGGUCGAGGCAACACCCGUUGUCAAGCCCGAAGACAAGUCACCGCCGCAGGAGACGACUAAGGAAGCCAGUGCCAGCAAUGAUACCGCCAGCGACACCGAUGAGAUCCAACCGGCAGUGACGUCGAGUCUGAGUGAAGAAGACAAGGAUUUCCGAGCUUCCGCUCAGCUUGGCAUGGUCAUGUACAACCCCGAGGAACCCCGGACUGCGACGUAUCACACAUCCGAGCAUCAAUUCAAUCCAAACAAUUGCGACUGGGGUUGGACGAACUUUGUGGGCAAGUGGGAAGAGAUUCACAUUCGCCAUCGAGGAGAGCGCCAACCUCUUCUGAGGAACGACACUAUUGGCAUUGACGCUUACAUUCGAAUCUUUGACGACCCUUCUCAAGCGUUGUGGUGGCACAGUUCGGAUUCCAAUGAACCACUCUGGCCUUCGAAGUUACUUGCCGGCUACCUUCCAAUGGGUACGCCGCCAUUGUACCACAGCCCUGCAGUGGCGUGUAUCACAACUUGGAUGCUCCUCGCGCCUUUCCGGUAUGUUAUUCAGAGUGUUGACACCGGCAAGUGGCGGUCAGACUCACAAAUCAAGCCUCGUCCAUUUAUCGCUCGUCUACAACAGGUAGCCCACCAGAUGCGCCAUCUGAAGGACGAUGUGUAUGUCAAUGUUUACCCAGCUGUCGAGACCCUCCGGCAGUAUGGCGAGACCUACAAUGACGUCCUGAGUUUCUGGGAGGUUUUCCGGCGAGCGAUUGAACUGGAGCUUGAUGGUGAGACAGAGCUGCUGCGACAACUGGCAGCCAUCUUUGAAGUGUCGGGCCAGCAGUAUCAUCUGCCUGCUCUUCCUGUACGUGGAGUUGGUGAUGUUCAAACUGCACUUUCUAUGAUCAAACAGCCAGCAGAUCUACCGUCCACGGGCCCCGAUUUCCUUCCUCUGAUGCUGGAACGCGAGGCUUUCGACAAGAUUUCACGGGAAUGGAAGAUGUAUCACGAUUUGAUCCAUUUGAACGAUAAUAUCACACUCCCCUUCGGCCAAAGCACGGACUACACGCUCUACGGGUUUGUGGUUCAUGUUGGAGCCCGUAACUCGGGUAGGUUUUACAGCAUUCUCCGGCCUAAUGGCCCCAAUACCAAAUGGCUUGCUUUCGAGGAUGGAGAUGGAAACAAGAUCUUCUCCUACACACGCAACACGAUCAAGGAGUACGAGGGCUUGACUGGUCAUGAGCUCGACAACUUCAACUCGACAAGACAAACCGCCUAUAUGGCCUUAUACAUCAAGACGGAGCGCCUGAAAGAGUACCUGCCUGGCAAGCUUGAGGACUACAACGCCCCACAGUGGCUUAUGAACUCCGCAGAAGACGUGGAAGAAACCCCCGAGACCAUCGCAUUCGAAGUAUAUCACGAUACAGGUGCAAUAGGUCGUCAAGGUUUACUCGACAUGUUCAACCUCAAACAGUUCUCUGGAGACAGAGGAAGUUUCCGCAGCUGGGCACUACCAUCCAAAACUACCAUUCAAGAACUCAGAGAACAGCUUGCUUGCUCCAUGGGUCUGCGCAGUCCAGAGCACCUUCGUGUUCUCAACAUGACCUAUGGCGAAUUAGGUCACUACGAUAAUGCCAUGUGGGGACAGCUUACUCUGACAUCUACUCUGGGAAGCUUGGCUACCGAUGUGAGACCGCUCUGUCUCUGGACCUCGACUCUGCAGACCGAAGAAGAUGUUAAGCUCUUCAAGAUGCCGGAACCCAUCGUGCCUGACAAACCCUCCGAGGAAUCCUCCAGCGAUGAAUCCAGGGCCGAUGCAGCUUCAGAAGAGGCCACUGCAGAAAGCGCUGAUGAUGAGACCAGAGAUGAUACUGCUCCGAGGGAGCCGGAAGCAGAAGCACCCGCCAACGAAACCAGAGACGAGUCUACUCCGAGGGAGAUAGAUGAUGAAGCUUCUCCAACGAAUCCAUCUCAGCCGGCCACCAACGAGAAUGAGAUGCAGCCUCCUGCGGACGGCGUUCAGCCUGCGAGCGAUAAUGUUCUAUCCCGACCUGCUUCUGAUUCUACCGCUGGCGAGAAUGCGUUUCAAGUAAAUGCGGGGCAAGCUGCCAGUCAGGUCGCCGCUCAAAUUGUUCUUGCACAGGACAAUAGCAACGAGGUCGCUGCGAAUCAAUCUUCUGACGCGGUCGCGGCAGGGGUCGCCCACGAGGCAUCCCCGCAAGAGGCUGCAGCUACAAGCGAACCUGCAACAGUGGUGUCUGCUGUCGAAGAACCUGCGGUACCACAGACACCUGCCGAAACGACCGAAGCUCCGAUUGCAGAGGCACUGACCCUCCCAUCACCAGCAACGGCGCCUCAGGUUUCAGACACGCCGUCAAUCAAUGCCUCAGAUUCCCCAGAGUCCAACGUAGUUGCCCCAAAUUUGGAAGUGGUAGUAGGCGAGAAUUAUACCGCUUCUGACGCGCCUGAGACACCUCGACCUGUCGAACACGGUCACCUUAUCGAUGCUGUCCUUUCGGAGCCAGAGAGCGCAAACGACGCGGCUGUCAUUGAGCAAGUUGUGACUCUAGUGGCUGGCGCCCAAGCUACUGUACCCGAGCAUGGGACGAGCGCCGAAGACGAAGCUGCCAUUGCCGCUCUCAUCGCCGCCGAUGCUGCCGAACUAAGCGGGAGAUCUGUCCAGAACAGAAAUCCUUCCAGCGAUGAGUCCCCUACUCCUGCCCGCGAGACAAUCGAGCCUCAACCACCAACUGAAGCUGCUCCCGAAGCUCAACUAGAUACACCCUCACCCCCUUCACCGGAAGCUCCCACCACUGUUCCUUGCACUUAUGCUUUCCUCCAAUUCUUCUCUCCCACACAGCAGACCUUCACCGUCCACCGCACCUUCUUCGCUGCACGAAGCGCACCGGUCCGCUCCACGAUCCGCUCGCUCCUUUCGUACCCGGAAGAUCGUGCAUUCAACGUAUGGUAUCGGACGACGGCCGUCGAUGGGGCCAAGGUCGGCGAAGGCGAGACUUUCUACGACAUUCAAGCUGUCGACGGCUUCGACAUCAUUGUUGGGGAUGUCCUUCCUGAAGACGAAAUCAACAGACUCCGUUCCGAAGGCAAGUUCUGGGAGCCUUUUGGUCUGUCGAAAUUCCUGCGCAUGCAGCAACGACGCUAUCCAUACGCGAUCACAACCUCAGAGGGUGCGGAGGUCGAGAUCAAGGAGUUCGGCGGCGAGUAUUACAAGGGGCCGCUUGCGAACGGGCGACAGCACGGCCUCAAAUGUGAGCUUAUUUACGCCAACGGUCAAAGCUAUGUCGGACCCUUGCAGUGCCAGCAGCGUCAUGGUAAAGACGGCCGAAUGACUUACCAGAAUGGAGAUGUGUAUGAAGGCGAGUGGAAGAAUGACGAGCAGCACGGUCAGGGGACAUUUGUGCAGAAGCGUACAGGCAAUAAGUACGUUGGCGGUUUCCGAGAUGGGAAGCGAUGGGGCAAGGGCACGACACACUGGGAGGUGGCAGACGAAGAAGCGGACCUAUGCCAGAUUUGCUACGGGGAGGAGAUUGAUGCGCUGUUCUAUGACUGCGGGCACGUGUGUGCGUGUGUGGAUUGCGCGAAGCAGUGCGAGACAUGCCCGAUUUGCAGAAGAUCGGUGCGACAUGUGGUGAGGAUGUGGAGAGUGUAA